Messenger RNA from Oncorhynchus nerka (sockeye salmon), 2447 nucleotides. RefSeq lists its product as uncharacterized. The record is from RefSeq and is a predicted model, not a curated record. The transcript has 11 exons. Lineage: Eukaryota; Metazoa; Chordata; Actinopteri; Salmoniformes; Salmonidae. The coding region runs from base 230 to 1036 and encodes 268 amino acids. Gene Ontology annotation, cellular component: nucleus.
UUCUGGGGCCUGUUGCACAAAAGUAGAAUUAAGACAUCCGGGAUAAAUGACUCAGCUGAGCUCAAUGAAGCCAAAACAUGUGCGUCCAGGCUUAAUUGGUUGCACAAAGACCAAGCCAGGAUGAGCAGACACGGAUUCAUUAAGCCAGGUGAAACCAAUCCUGGAUAGGUGCGCGCUCACGGCUCACUCAAAUAGACCCCGCCACAGAUCACAGAUUAACUGAUUUACCAUGGCAACUAGAGCCGCGUACUUUUCCCCGUCGGAAGCACAAAUCCUCAUGGAGGCAUACGAGGAGGUAAAAUAUAUAAUUAAGAAGAAAGGCAACACCGCCACAGUGAUAAAGCAAAGAGAAAAAGCGUGGCAAAGUAUUGCAGACCGCCUGAAUGCAUUAAACAUGAACGGGCCAAAAUGGACAUGGCAGCAGGUCAAAAUCAAAUACAAGAACAUUCUGCAGAAUGCAGUGAAAAAGAAUACCCACAGACAAGGCACGGGUGGUGGGUCACCAAAGGCUGACCUUACCCCAGCAGAGGACAUGGCCUUGGAGCUAAAUAAAGGCAGGCCCGUCUUAGAGGGGAUCCCUGGGGGGAAAGAGACGAGCAUAGGUUCCUCCCAAGAUGCCACCCGCUUCAUUCAAGUGCCUGGCAGCAUUGUGUUCCUGUUAGAGCCACCAGCACAAGCACCAGACGAUGCUGAUCCAGGUGAAGGCCCCAGUGCAGCAGCAACAGCACAUGAUGGAGACGAUGAUGAGGAGGAGACCAUCUCUCUGGAUUCCAGAAGGCAUGAGGACCCAGAUGCUAUACAGUGGGAAAACCAGCCUGGCAACAUAAGCUCACAAGCUAUCAGAAAGUUGUAUGGCAACCACCUCCGGCGCCAAAUAGAACUGGCAGACAUAGACAUUCAGUACAAGAAGAAAAAUAUGGAAAAUCUUGCACUGGAGUCCGAAAUAAAAAAGAGGACAAUUAGGAAACUGGACCUUGAAAUAAAAAAACUUGAGAGGGAGCUCCAAGAAGAUGACACAGCUCAAAAUAAAAAUUAGCAAUCAGUACAACCAAGUCAUCGUUAUAAGGCAUCGCCCUCUUUUGCCCACCCCCAGCACCAGGUGUGGCCACUAGCCUAUAUGAAGGCCCAAAAUUGUGUGUUCCUUUCUGCUCUGACAAUGGCAUGCCCAUUCGUGCGAGAUGUGGUGGAUGAAGAAGCACUUGUGCUGAGGAGAGCCUUCAGGCGAGAAAGGGUCUUCAGGGCCGGUUGGACCCACUGGCCUUCCCUGAUGACCAUCUAUAUGAAAGAUACAGGUUUUCUGCAGAUGGCAUCAGGUAUCUAUGCAGACUACUGGGUCCCAGGAUUAAGCACCGCACUGCACGGAGCCAUGCACUGAGUGUGGAGCAAAUGGUUUGUGUGGCCUUGCGCUUUUUUGCUAGUGGAGCCUUCCUGUACUCAGUGGGGGAUGCAGAACAGCUGAACAAGGCCACAAUUUGCCGCACAAUAAGGAGUGUGUGUCUGGCUAUCAAAGCAUUAGCAGAUGUCUUCAUCUCCUUCCCUGGCCACAGAAGACUCUGUGACAUCAAAGAGGAGUUCUAUAGGAUUGCAGAUGGUCUGCAAUGCUGACUGUGUGAUCAGCAAUGUUGUGGCAAAAUGGCCUGGCUCAGUCCAUGACUCCAGAAUCUUUCGGGCCUCUGAAAUCUAUCACAAGGUGAAUUCUCUGGUGUGUUGCUGGGAGACAGGGGUAUGGCUGCCAGCCUUUUCUCCUGACACCUUUCACAGACCCCCAGGAAGCACAGCAGGCCUACAACCAUGCCCAUGCCAGGACCAGGGCCAGAGUUGAAAUGACCUUUGGCCUCCUGAAGGCACGCUUUCACUGCCUUCACAAAUUAAGGGUCAGCCCUGUUAGGGCAUGUGAUAUUACUGUGGCUUGUGCUGUCCUCCACAAUGUGGCCUGCCUGAGGAAGGAGAGGGCCCCCAGAGUGCCACCAGCCAUGGACUGGGACAAUCCGGCAAUCUUCCCUGAUGACGACAGUGGUCGGCUGCUGAGGGACCAAUAUGUGUUGAAUUAUUUUAGUUAGUAUGUGUGCUUUCAAUUUUGGUUAAAUAUGUCCUGCGGUGGCAGAGGAAUUUGGUUUUUUUUUUUUUUGGGUUCGUUUUUUGACGAAUUUGGCCUCUUAUGAUGUUUGUGCGGUAUACUGUGUGUAAUACAAGGCUGCAGGGAGGCUACUGCAUCCAUUCAUUUGUCUGUUCAGUUGAUGUGUAUGGAUUUGUCCUGCAUUUAUUUUAGUGUGCAGACAUGCAGGGUGUGUUAUAUACAGACCUUUGAAUGUGUAUGUAUCAUUUUGUAUAAUAUGCUUGGAUUCUGUGCUUUCCAUCUUGUAGAGUCACUGUGACUUCAGUUUCGAAAGGAGCUGAUGGUUUACCUGCUUUGUUUUGUCCUUAUUCAAUAAAGGAACAUAAUGUUA